CUUUUCUUUUGUAUGUGAACUCUUAAGUGUUCACAAUACGUUAAGUAGCGAUUUGCAGGGAUACUUUGAUAAUUUCAUAGUAUUUUAAAGACAUGAGUCGGGGUGUCAAAAAUGACUCAUAGACUCCAUUAUAUACUAGUGACAGCCAUUCUCGUAUCGAAGGAAUAAUAAUCGUCCACGCCCGCAACAACCAGAGUUUUCUCACCAAUCAAGAAUUGCUAGUCCCGAUCAAUAGUUCUAUUGGUCGUUUCUUGCAAAUUAAAUGAGAAAUUUUCGUCUUUGGAUUGCUACCCGAGCAUUCUAGUUGGAGAUAGCUGGGCGGACGUGGAAUAAAAGACAAGCUCCUUUCCUCAACAAUCUCCAACGGUUCUGUACACAAAGAAGAGCAGUAAAUUCAUUGCAUCUGGCGGACGACUAAAUGAACGUAACAGUCACUUUGUGAUCACUUAUUUAACUACAAAAUUCAAUAUGCAUAACAAAGAAACAAUUCAUGUCAAUCAAAACAUGGCAGGUGCUGAGAGCACGAUAUCCUAUUUUCAUAACAAUCAUACAAACAAUUGUGAUGAGACAACCCACGAUCAAGCAUCAGAGAUCUCAAAGCCAGCUGGGAACACAAAGCUGAAGCCCUCCUAUUCCUUCCAAUCUAGCACCUCAACUCUCAGUGCAUCGUCGUCCAUUGAUGAAGAAUUCAAGGCAGGGGUCUGUAAUUUUGAUAGGAAGAAUGGAACUUCAUUCGUGGACACUAAUUGUGAACUGUCCAAAAAACUAGGUUGCAUCGCAGUUGGAGAUGGAGGGCAAUCCUCUGCAAUUGCGCAGUAUCCCAUUGGCAAUCAGUGCAGUGAACAAUCAUGCUCAUCAAACAAUAAGAAAAAAUCAAUGCCUCUUUUAAAAACAGUUCUUCUAUACAAUGAUUGCAAAGAUAAGUCAGAUGGCAGGGUCUCCGUUUUAGCAUCGUGCGUGAGUGAAUAUAUAAAGGCUGUUUUUCAGAAGCUUGACUGUCACGCCAAAGGCUCGAUAUCAAUAGAGGAGUUUAAUUCUCUCUGCAAAGUGCUUGACAUCAGUACGGCCAUCAGUCAUAGACACUCUUGGCUGAACGAAGACGGAAGGAUUACGCUUGCAGGGUUUGAAAAAUUAUUGUGGGAGCGAGUCACGAACGACGGCGAACAAACUCUUCCAGUAAGCCUUGAAGAACGGCGGUCCAGUCCCAUUCUGGCGCUCUCUGCACUUCACACCUCCCUUAGUCUCCAGAGUUUGAAAGCGAUCAUGAAUGACUUGAAGGAGAUUAGUUUAUCUAUGACGAGUAAUGAUAAAAUCACCGGAGAGGCCAAUGCUGAUGCUUCAUUACGAACGGAGCUAGAUGCAUCCAGUAACAAAUUUUCUGAAAACUCUGAAUCACUUAAAGGGUUCUUUAAGUCUUCUUUCUUAGUUUACGAAGAAAAUAGGCGAAUGAAAUCUGUCAUCGAAGACUUGAGGGUAAGUCUGCAGAAUACAGACGCAGAGAACUUGGCAUUAAGAGUGAAAAUUCAGUUAUUGAUAGAUAAAAUAAGGUCUCAAGAAGCUGAUCGCCAAAAUGCUUUGCCCUCUUCCUUACAAUUUCAUGAAAUCCAGCCUCAGUCUCUCAUAAGGUCGGACCAUUGCUGCUUCAGAGCUGAAAAAUCGGAAGCAAGUGGCGUGUCGACCUCAUUCGUGACAAGUAACUGCCAGAUUUCGAGUAAUAUUAUUGAUGAUUUACAGUCGAAUACAGCAAAAGAGUCCGGAUCUAACACCACCCCAUCCAGCAAUGAGACCGACAUCAUUGUUGAGGCUUCAAAGUAUGAGUCGAAUGCUAGCAGCAUUUCUGAAAACAAUUAUAGAUUUUCCACUGGGUUGUCAAAUUUUGACCCCAUAUUAUCGAUGGACGAUUGCGCUAAAGUUAAAUUGCAACCCGAGACAAUGCGCACGAACACAAAUAAUAUAACAAUGGCAUUGCUGAGAAAUCAAUCUCAAGGAAACCAUCUGGCCAAGCAAGAACCAACGCUGAACAACGACCAAGAGAAGCUUCAGAGAACUGACGAGAUAUGCAACGCUGAAAACCCAUAUGUAAAGAAUACAAUUUCCUUGACUCCUGAACUUUUAUCACCUAACAUUUACUGUAUCCUUCCAAGUCAGGAUAGUGAUAUCCUACCACAAUCAUCAUUUACGCCACAACUUCCAAGCUACCACAAAGCGAAUUUGCUGCAGGAUGCCGGUAAACAUGAAAACAUGACAGCCAAGUUGCCUCGAAUAAUUGGCACGCAGGCCAAAGUUCUGUCUGUUGAAACGGUAAAACCCGGUAGAGAAUGCAUAAUAGACUCUCCAAUGCAAACACGAGGGGAAAAGGCGCAGGAAAAAACAUUCAACGCUGACUCCCCCUUGUCGAAAAAGUCACAAUCUGAUUUGAGUGUUUCAAUGCUAUCCUCAGUACCCAUGCCCUCUGACUUCACGUUAAUUCCGCAAGUUAUGACUUCAGGCCGUUUGUCUCUCAGAACUGAGAAUCCUAGAAACGUCAUUGAAGCUCGUCAGCCCAUGAAAAGUGUUUCCGUACCAGAGUUGAAUAAUUUACGAGUGAAUCUUCACUGGCAUCCUACGGUGAACUCCGAUACCGGCGCACAGCAGGAGCAGGCUCCCGAACAUCUACCUUCAAACGCCACGAUGACGAUGUCAAGCCACCAGUCCCUUGCAAACAAAUCGCAUCCACUACCGCGACUGCUGGCUGCUAGAGCGAUGCUUGAAGCGACGUUAAACGCCGUACUUCUGAAUAACAGGCUCAUCGCGAAUCUCGGAAUGAAGUCAUUGAUGAAGUCAUCCAAUAUUCAGCGUCCCGGAGUUGACGGGAGUCGAAGUGAUUACUUGUUGUCCAAGAUAAGUUCAUCCGAUAGCAAGAGGGAUGCAAAGCAACACUCAGGGCAGAUCUCAAAUACAGUAUACCGUGGAUCCCCUGAGGAGGAGGUGAAUCUCGAUCAAAGUUGUGCCAAGACUUGCGACUCCAACGCCAUGGUUGACGAAUUUGCGGGAAACUUGCAUAGGGAAGAUAAAUAUAAUUCACUGGCUUCAGGAAGCGAGCUUAACAAGCGAGAUAUGAGUUUGAGAGGUAAUCGAAUUUCAACGGUCAAUGAGGAUGAAAGAGUCAAGAGUUAUAAAGAAAACACAGAGGAAAAUAUUCCCUGGCCUUCGAUUUCCGAGUCAAGGAAAGAAGUGUUCGAUGCUUUCGCCUUGCAUCGCAAGGUUGAAGAGGAACCAGAAAUAAAUGAAGCGAGAAUAGUAAAGCAUAACGCCCAAACCAGUUCAGUUGAUGAAUUGCUAGCCGAAUUUAUGGAAUACUGCAAUGAAAAUGGAGUGGACAUCGAACACGAAACAAAAGAAAACCAACGUCAAAAGAAUUUGUCUUCUGUCCCCACCAGAGAUCUCAACCCACAACAUAAACAUGUUUAUCUCCACCCUACGGAUUGCAACGACGUUUCUCGUAACGCUCACCAGCUGGCUCAAAAAUCUACUUUAUUAGAGCACGGACUUCCCGUUGACAAUUUGAACAGGAGCAACGUUCCAUCGGAAGAAAUCUACAUCAGCAGCUGCGGCAGCGACGACAGUGGAAGAGGAGACAGCGAGGGUUCGAGCCCAUCUCCCGAGGACAUGUCAGGUACCUCGGAUGACAGUCUUUGGACUUCAGAAGACCUUGCAGUCCACUCAGACCUGCUUCACAUUCGGGAUAAGCGCUUCCAAAAUCAGUGUAGUCUGAGUCAACAUGUCAAUUUGUCGGAAAAUUUUGCACCUGCGGUGAAUGAUGCGAACUGUGCAGUGAAGCACGGAAAGAAUGAGCCGUACAGUUCUAUUAGUCCAGCAAAAAAUUACUACAUGGUCCCACAGGAGACAUAUGCUCGUUUUACCUCCCACAAAAAUCAAGAAUAUUACAGAGAAAUUUCGGAUCGUAAAUAUAACACUGAUUCUGUCCAUAAUUAUAUGCCCACGACAAUAGACGGUCUCAACAGAAAUAUUACCGACGAUUCCGUAAUUUAUCAGACUGUAGCAUCUUGCAUGGCAGACAAUUCAAAUCGCUGCAAUAUUUCAAAUAAGAACCGACCAUCAACGUCAACAGGAAAAGAUUUGAAAUUUGAGCACACUGGAGCGCAUGAUGGCUCGAAUUCAAACUUGAAAUCAAAUGGUUUGUUCGAAACAAGCGAAACUGAUUUGCAGGUAAUUGACCUCGAUGAUGAUGUCUCAAAUUUAGAUUUUAUUGGUCAAAAAACUGACCAUAAAUCCAGUGACCUCACGUGCGAGCGCAAGCAAAAAUCGUUCCUGGGUCGACGAUGUCGUUCGUUCAACACCUUCAAAAAUUUUCUGAGUCACACAGCUUCACAGCUGAAGAGGAAUGGCGGAGGACGUUCAAGUUUUUCGCUGCCUAGAGGGCCGUCGAAACUUCAAGAUGGUUUAAACGUUACCCAAGAACUUACUCAUGAAGCUCCCAAAUCCAUUGUUAAGCAGACAGUCUGCCAUUUCAACGAAGAGAAGAAAAAGAAGCGCAUCCGCUUUAAAGAUACAGUCGACAUUUUUCCAGCCAAAGGGGAACCCGCAGCUGUCCAAUCAACUUUUGAGAACACAUUCCAGGGUGAGGGUAACUCGCAUAUUUCAAUCGAUAAAAACAGUCCAUGCUUUAGCUCCUGCACUAACGGGCAACAAGAAAAUUUGCAGAGUUUAGCUCAUUUGGAGAAGCAGGAACGUUUAUCUUCAGAUUUUGAGGAAGGAUCAGAAAUUCCGACUAACUUCGAAACAAUAUUGAGCCCUAUCGGACAAGUAAACUGGAAUAUAAUGUCCGCAAAGAACGACCUUUGUUCACAAAUACAGACUGUGCCGAAUUCACAUUCAAUGGAAAAAUUAUCCGGUAUCUCAGGACCUUCAAGUACAUCAGAUCCUGUACCAAUGACCAUAGCGCAUACAUCGCGUGAUGCCAUCUCCGAGAGCCAGGAUUUGCUUGACGCUCUGGAGAAAGAUAUGGAAUUGAUGCUGCUAACUUUGACGGAAGAUGAGAAAAAUUUGUGAAAAACAUAUCUUGGGAAUCUAUUUAAUUUGUAUAGCAAUGUAAAAACUUGGAAAUAUUUCGUCAUCUAUUCAAUAGGUUAAACUACAGCAUAUAAAUUCAUAACCUGAAUAACAAUGAAACUCGCAUUCCCCGCGCAUUUUGCACCGCAUUUACUUUGUUUUUGCUGUGUUAGACAAUUUUCUGUAUUUAUUUUUUAAUUUCUCAAAAGUUCUUACACAUGUACAUCAUUUAAAAAUAUGUAUAAGAAAUCGCCUGUAUAAGAAAUCGCCCACAUCCCGUAGUGAACUAGAGGACGUACGUACUACUGACUGCAUUUAUAAUUAAUUUUUCCAGAGUUCUGUGUUUGCAGAUAAUGCAGAGUACGCAUGCAGAUAAGCUCAGUUUAUGUAGACAUACACGGUCUCCUCUCAUAUAUGUAGACGAGUACCUCUCUUCAAUAAGCCGAAUUAAAUGUGCAAGCAGAGUAUUGCUCCUCAAGCGUUCCAGCCAUCACUAUAAAUAUUGUAUUAGAUUCACUUUAAAACAAAUUCGUAAACGGAUCUAAUCACUAAUAUAUUUUCCAAGCUGCAUGCCAAAAUCUUAUCUUUUUGCAGGAUUUCCAUACCCCAGCAUUUUUGAAGUAUCGGGAUUUUCAGAAAUAAGUCUGAAAGACUCCCUAGGGUCACAAAUGUCAAUGAAGAAGUGAGCUAAGUUGAUCUCGCGGAAGCAUAGGCGGGUCUGAGCGUGGUUCUUACACCGUCUUUUUUGGUUAACAACUGCAAGCCGAGACUGGAAAACGUCAAACUAUCAUCGCAUGUAGAAAAGAGACGAGCGUGAGACUCGCUCGUCUCGCGAGGACUGAGAGAUGAUAGUAAGACUCGCUCGUCUCCCAACAACUGUGAGACGAGCGUGAGACUCGGAUGACCAAUCAAAUUCUUGUAUACUGGAUAUACAAGUAAUUUUGACGGUCAUUAUAAGAAUAUAACAGAAAUAAUUAUCUUUACUGUUAUUUUGUUCAUAAAAAACUGACCUGAACUUUGUAAUGAAUUAUCAAAGCUUCUUUAAUUGAGUCAGCCUCAAAAUCUCUCAUAAUUUUAUAUUUAAAAACCUACAAGAUAUUUGCAUUGUUCAAUAAUUCAUAUGGAAUAAAUUCAAUCGUCACUAAACUUCCAACGAAACAUUUGUGUAUGCAUGGUGUUAACAUAAGAAAUUGUAAAUAAAAUUGUACAUUUCACUUAAUGUGAAGUGAUUAGUUCUUCCAACACUGUCAUCUGUUUUGCUGUGAAAAAUUAGGACAGCUAAGUAAAGCUGUAAGUGGAUGUUAUGAUAUACACAUGUUCAUGAAAUAUAUAUUACAUGUUUA
Molecule: messenger RNA, 6395 nt
Organism: Hyalella azteca
Lineage: Eukaryota; Metazoa; Arthropoda; Malacostraca; Amphipoda; Hyalellidae
Exons: 5
Coding region: 469-5052 (1527 amino acids)
Molecular function (GO): calcium ion binding
Source: RefSeq, a predicted model, not a curated record